Messenger RNA from Plectropomus leopardus (leopard coralgrouper), 4566 nucleotides. RefSeq names its product ER degradation enhancer, mannosidase alpha-like 1 (gene edem1). Gene Ontology annotation, biological process: mannose trimming involved in glycoprotein ERAD pathway; carbohydrate metabolic process; endoplasmic reticulum mannose trimming. Gene Ontology annotation, cellular component: membrane. NCBI's taxonomy places the organism in Eukaryota, Metazoa, Chordata, Actinopteri, Perciformes, Serranidae. The record is from RefSeq and is a predicted model, not a curated record. Gene Ontology annotation, molecular function: calcium ion binding; mannosyl-oligosaccharide 1,2-alpha-mannosidase activity.
GUACGGGGCGGAAUCACUACAACCUGAGCUUGUAGUUUUAGGCUGACACACAGAGGAUUUCUCAGUCGUUUACUCCUCGGACGUGUGUGGAGUUAAAUUAUGCGUUUUAAGAUCGAGCCGGGGCAAAGAUGCAAUGGAGGUCAAUAGUAGUUGGUCUGGUGGUACUGAGACUGUCCCUCAGCUGUGUGCUGUGGCUAGCUUUCGGACUUGGACCUAACGUCAGCUGGGGGUUCAACUUCCCUCUCAGCUUCAGUCUGCACAAACUAGACUUGUUAUUCAGGGAGGAAAAAGGUACCGACCCGAGAGGGAACUCGUGGUCUCAGCGGAUACCCGGCCACAGACAUGAAGAGGCGGCGACCACCUGUGCCAAGGUGGGAGAGGAGUCCCCCCGGAGGUCCUACCUGAGCUUCUUCGAUGGGAACAAGGACGAGUAUGUCCGGAGAUACAGCUCCUUCCCGGACAAGCUCAAAGCUAAGAUGAAGGACAUGGCGAAAGAAAUGUUUUAUUUCGGGUAUGAUAAUUAUAUGAAACAUGCCUUUCCUGAGGACGAGCUGAAUCCCAUUGACUGUGAGGGGAGGGGACCAGACGUGCUAAACCCGUCAAACAUCAACAUAAACGACGUCCUGGGGAACUACUCCCUUACACUGAUCGACACCUUAGACACUUUACUGGUGCUCGGAAAUGUGACAGAGUUCCAGAGAGCCGUCAAGCUGGUUAUAGAUACUGUAUCUUUUGACAAGGACUCAACUGUGCAAGUUUUCGAGGCAAACAUCAGAAUCCUGGGAAGCCUCAUCUCAUCUCACAUCCUGCUGACAGACCCGAAACAUCCAUUUGGCAAGGUCGGCUUUGACGGCUACGAUAAUGAGCUGCUUCACAUGGCUCACGACUUGGCUGUCCGCUUACUGCCGGCCUUUGAGAACACCAGCACAGGCAUUCCUUACCCCAGGGUGAACCUGAAGACUGGAGUUCCUCCUGAUAGCAUCAAUGAGACGUGCACUGCGGGAGCUGGGUCCCUGCUGGUGGAGUUUGGGAUUUUGAGCCGCUUGAUUGGAGAUUCCACAUUUGAGUGGGUGGCCAGACGAGCCGUCAGAGCUCUGUGGAACCUGAGGAGCAACGAAACCGGUCUGUUAGGGAAUGUAGUUAAUAUCCAAACAGGCCAGUGGGUCGGCAAGCAGAGCGGUCUGGGAGCCGGCAUGGACUCCUUCUAUGAGUAUUUGCUCAAAUCAUACAUCCUUUUUGGUGAAAAGGAGGACCACAAGAUGUUCCAAUCUGCCUAUGAGAGCAUUCAGAACCACCUGAGGAGAGGGAGAGAGUCAUGUAAUGAAGGAGAGGGUGACCCACCUCUCUAUGUUAAUGUGAACAUGUUCAGCGGUGAGAUAAUGAACACCUGGAUCGACUCCCUACAGGCCUUCUUUCCUGGGCUGCAGGUGCUGAAUGGGGAUGUAGAUAAUGCAAUUUGCCUGCACGCCUUCUACUAUGCCAUCUGGAAGCGCUUUGGGGCUUUGCCAGAGAGAUACAACUGGCAGCUGCAGGCUCCUGAUGUGCUCUUCUACCCCUUAAGACCAGAGCUGGUGGAGUCUACCUAUCUGCUGUACCAGGCGACCAAAAAUCCUUUCUAUUUGCAUGUUGGAAUGGAUAUUCUCCAGAGCCUUGAGAAAAAUGCCAAAGUCAGAUGUGGGUACGCCACUCUCCACCACGUCGUGGACAAAUCCAAAGAGGACCGCAUGGAGAGCUUCUUCCUCAGUGAGACAUGCAAAUACCUUUACUUGCUGUUUGAUGAGGACAACCCACUCCACAAAUCCGAUAGCAAGUACAUCUUUACUACAGAGGGCCACGUCGUACCUAUAGACGAGCGCUUCAGGGAGAAACAGUGGAACGACUUGUUUCCCUGUGAGGAGGGGGUGCUGGCAGAACGAGAACCAAACAACCGACCAGCACCGAGCAACAUCAGCAACUGCAACAGGAUCCCAGAGGAGCGACGGUACACUCUGCCGUUAAAGAGUGUCUACAUGAGGCAGAUCGAUCACAUGGUGGGACUUUUCUGAGUAAGAGGAUGCAUGUGGAGACACUGACAUGAACAACAGACCUUCAGUACAUCCCCCUCAGGUGCAAAUGUGGGUUGAAAGGAUCCACUGUUAGUAAAAUCCUCGGCCCGUCUGUUCCGCUGCUCAGGAUCCAAACAGGAAACUGACACUAAAGGAAGUCUGAGAAGACAGCUUGAUUAUUUUGCUGUAUUAAUUAUUUUUUGCUCAUUGGUGGGUGAGCAUGUGGCCAGCAAAGGUGAACAACUUUACCUCUGUAACACGAGGAGUCAUGCUUAAUUACAUCUUACCUGGUGACGAUUUGAGAUUGUGUGGGUGAAUUUUAGAAUUACUGGUGUGUUUUUCACUGUUUCGGUGUUGGUUGAGGUAUGAGUGUGUGUGAUUGUGUAAUUUUGGAAAUUACAGCUGAGCUGUGAAUCAUAUUGCAUUUAUGGGAACAGUGCCAUCUAGCCACACAUGUACAAUUAUAGCCUAUAAAAACACUCGCCUCUCUCUAAACAUGGAUUAGUGCCUCUCUGCAGUUGAUUCACUUGACUAGAUCAAUGCUUUUAAAUAAGGGCUGCACAUCAACACAUAAUGAUAGUGAGAGAGGCUCAGGAUGACUCACUGUUUUAAAGUGCCUUCUUGUUUUUUUGGUCUUUUUGGAUGCUAAAAAGCGCAUAUUAGUUGUGGAUAACGUUGUCAAGUAUUUUUUCUUUCUUUAUUGAGGUCACUGUCGAUAUUGCACAAUAGAUGUCAUUCCAUGUGUAUGUACAGUUUUACACUAAUUAUGACAUUAAGCUCCUUUUUUAAGACAUGAUAAAACAAGCCAUACAAUGUAUUUUUUAAUGUUAACAAGCAAAAGCAUGUUUGUUUUCCAUCAUUUCUUUGUCAGAUGAAUUUAGUACAGAAACUCUCCUGCAUAGUUUAUUCUCAUUCAGAGUAGAUGAAAGAUACCAUUUGCAGUUUCCACUUCUGUUUUUCUGUCACAUAAUUGCACAUCAUCGUACCUAUUUGUCAUGUGGUGAGAACUCAGGGUUUAAAGGAAAAACAAAAAUCAAUGCUUUUAUAAAAAAAAAAAAACACUUUCUUGAAAUUUUGUUGCCUAAAAUGUCUUAGGAUAGUCUUAGGUAUUUAUAUUGCAAAUCUUUCAACUUGGUUAUGUGAGGUCAAAGAAUAACUGCACUGAACUGAAGUACAGUUGUACUGUGAAUUGUCAUUAUUGUUCCAGACAGACAGAAAACGUGAUGUUUCCUUACCUGUGAUGUUUGACCUGAUCUUUUACCGAACAUCCUGAGUGUCUGUAAAACUCAGCAGAGCUUCAGGCUGCGUGGCUCCAUUACAUCACAGCAUCGGCAUCUUCUUUGGCUUUAGGAGGCAGCUGUUCAUACUCUCAAGUGUUGUCUAAACUACUCCAGGCCAUAGGAAUGAUAUCUCUCAUUUUUCAGACUGGUUUUCUUCACCCCAGCCACUUUAUCUCAGAUUAUCUUAAAAAAAAAUGCCUGUAACAUAUUGGAAAAUAUGCUUAUUCACUUUUUUUGCUAAGAGUUAAAGAUCGAUACUACUUGAUACCAUUUUGGGGUACCAAAUGUGGGCGUGGUUUUGUACGCAGAUCACAAAUGGUGGCAGUUUCAUUAAUUUAAGAACUCUGGCGUGCCCAUGCGCAGAUUAAGGGUAUGGUGUUAGUUUUGAUUAGUUAAAGAUCAAAUGUGUAGGAUUUAGGGGCAUCUUUUGGCAGAAAUUACAUGUAAUAUUCAUAACUAUGUUUUCAAUAGGGUCUAAUCACCUGAAAAUGAAAACUGUUCCACAGAGUGGUUAAUAUGAACCGGGUGGAGCAUUAUCCCCACUCCAUGUUAUGCUACAGUGUUCUUGUAUCCUUGUUAUAAGUUCAAUAUUUCUUACAUAAUUGAAGACACAUGCUUUAAGACCAGCAUUCCAGAUAAAAAUAUUGGUUCCAAAUGUGUAAUUCCUUCAAGUUCCAGUUCAGUCCUCAGCAACCGUCUUUUACCUGCUUAUUUGGGACACUGAAGCUCUCCUCGAGCACCACUUGUCUUGCAUGUUUUAGUACUCUCCCUGCUGCAGCACAGCUGAUUCAAAUGAUCAGCUUCAGGAGCUCAUAACGAGUUGAUCAUUUGAAUCAGCUGUGUUGCAGCAGGGAGAGAUCUAAAACAUGCAGGACAAGUGGUGUUUAAGGAGGGGUGUGGGAAACACUGGUUAUUCACAACAGCAGGAAAUGGGGAAACAGCAAGUUUAAAAAUGAAGAUAUAACUUGUUAAUUGGUGAGCUGUUUACCUCCGUCUCCAGUCUUUACUAACUGGCUGCUGGCUGGAGCUUCAUAAUUUGCCAUACAGACACAAAAGUAGUAUCGAUCUUCUUAUCUAAGUUUUGGCAAAACAGCAAUAAGUGUAUUUCUCAAAAUGUCAAACUAUUCCAUUAAUCUGUCUCAAAUGAAAGGGUAAUUCAGUUCUAAACAGUAGUUUCAUAAUGCAAAAAUUGGAACCUGAAAUUUUCUGUGAAAUUAAUAAAUGACAGAUUAUGAACAAGA